AUGUUAAAAUCAAGUCGUUCUUUAUCUUCUAGAAAAAAUGAUAAACUUACAAACAAAAGAAAUAAAUCUGUUUAAGAUUAAGGCAGUUAUGGAAAUUUUUUGGAAUUUUAAAAAUCGUAGGCAGGAGAGUGUUACAAUUAAUUUUUGUAUAUGUAAGAAUUCUUUAAUACAAAUUUGACAUAAUUUCCAACUGAUGAAGAAAUAUGUUAGAUUUAACAUAAUCUUCAUGUUAGUAGUGGUUUGUUAAAUCAUAAGAAGAAGAAUUGGACUUUAGAAGAAAAGAAAGUAUUAAUAUGGAUAGUGGGUAAAUUAAGUCAAGCUUAAGAUUUGGAUAUUAGAGAUUUACCAGAUGAAUUUUGGAAUGAUGUAUCUGAAAUGAUUUAUAGGAGAGAUCCAGUAUAAUGUAAAUAGAAAUGGUCAUAAUUACAAAAGACAGAUUUACAAUCGAAACCUUUCACUUAAGAUGAAGAUUAAUUAUUACUUAAUAUUAUCAACAAAUAUUAAGAAGGUGAAUAAGGAUAGAAAUGGAGUUUAAUUGCAAAUGAAUUAAAUUUAUAGAGUAAAAAUUAUCGAUCAAGUAAAUAAUGUAGAGAAAGAUGGUUGAAUCAUCUUAAUCCUAAAAUUAAAAAGUAUAUUCAACUUAUUUAUUUAGGGAUCCUUGGAAUGAUGAUGAAGAUUUUAAAUUAUUAACUUAUAUUUAAAAUUAUGGUAGGAAAUGGGCAGAUAUAUCUAAAUUAUUUAAUGGGACUAGAAGCGAAAAUAAUGUUAAAAAUAGAUUCAAUAGUCUUGUUAAAAGAGAAAAAGAUUUAACCCUAAAGUAUUUAAUUCAGUAUAUUUAGUUUACAAAAUGGAUAAAUUGUGACAUUAUAAGAUAUAUUAGGCAAUCUCAUUGGAUAACAACUUAAUAAUGAAUAAAUUUAAGCUAUUGAAGUUAUCAAAAAUAAAAUUAUUUGGAGAUAAGGAUAAUCUAAAAAUGAUUAAAUCAUAACAGAAUUUAGAAAAAGUUCAAUCUCUUAAGAUGUUGAAAAAAAUGAAAGAAUAUAAAUGAAAAGAUCUACACUUGUCAAAUAUGCUGUUGGACAUCUAGAUGAAGAUUCAAUUAUUUCUGAAGAAUUAACCCCUUGUUUAGUUAACAUAGAAAAAAGUAUGAUUUAUUUCUGUUCUAAAGAAUAUAUACUUUAAAUUAUUAAUACUUAAAUCCAUUAAAUCAAUAAUAAUUUAGAAAAUUUUAAAAAAGAAAUUAGAAUUUAUGAUUCUGGACUUAAUAAUUAAAAAACUUAAUUAAGUAUUAUUAGUGAAAUUAAUGAUUCUAAAUUUAGUUCAUUUAUUUGUGGCGUUGAAGAUAAUUAAAAUUCAUUUAGCAAACCCAUGUUUACUAAUUAGAAUUCCAAUUAAAUCUGGAAUUUAGAUCAUUAUCUUAAUUUAUAAUCUAAUCAUUCAUCCAAAAUUUUAGAAGAAAAACCUGAACAAACUAAAUUUAUCUAUUUUAAUCCAAUUGAAUCUAUUCAUUACAAGGCAUUUCAAAAUAUUUAAAAAACAUAUAGAUCAGAAAAUAUUUUGAAUAAAAAUUCAUAAGUCUUGAGAAAUAUUCCAAAAUCUUUGCCUAAUUUUAUUGCCAUCUAUACAUCAUGA
This is a messenger RNA of Paramecium sonneborni, 1632 nucleotides long. NCBI's taxonomy places the organism in Eukaryota, Ciliophora, Oligohymenophorea, Peniculida, Parameciidae. The record is from the annotation of a GenBank genome assembly.